UGAGUAGACGGCAGUGGGGGACGGACUGCGCGAAGGCCUGGCUGCCGGACUGGUGAACUCUGCUCUGGGCCUAGGGCCGGCGGGAGGGUCCGGAACCAAGUCUGCGCGCCCUACUGUGUAGCAGCCGGGCGGCUAAGGCCCGGAGGGCAGCAGGAGGGGAAGCCCUGGCCUAGUCCCGCGGAGAUGUCCGGCUGCGGCGCUUGUACUUGCGGCACGGUUGCCGCGCGGCUCAUCACCUCCUCGCUCGCCUCCGCGCACAGAGGUAUUUCUUGUGGUCGCAUUCAUAUACCAGUUUUAGGAAGACUUGGGACCUUUGAAACACAGAUCUUACGAAGAGCUCCUUUUAGAACUUUUACAGAAACACCAGCAUAUUUUGCUUCAAAAGAUGGGAUCAGUAAAGAUGGCUCUGGAGAUGGAAAUAAAAAAUCAGUGAGUGAGGGAAGCAGUAAGAAAUCCGGCUCUGGGAAUUCUGGGAAAGGUGGAAACCAGCUGCGCUGUCCAAAAUGUGGUGACUUGUGCACCCAUGUAGAGACUUUUGUGUCAUCCACCCGUUUUGUGAAGUGUGAAAAAUGCCAUCACUUUUUUGUUGUGCUCUCUGAAGCCGACUCAAAGAAAAGCAUAAUUAAAGAACCCGAGUCAGCAGCAGAAGCUGUAAAAUUGGCAUUCCAACAGAAACCACCUCCUCCUCCCAAGAAGAUUUAUAACUACCUCGACAAGUAUGUUGUUGGCCAGUCAUUUGCUAAGAAGGUGCUUUCGGUUGCUGUGUACAAUCAUUAUAAGAGAAUAUAUAAUAAUAUCCCAGCUAAUCUGAGACAGCAAGCAGAGGUUGAGAAGCAGACAUCAUUAACACCUAGAGAGUUAGAAAUAAGAAGACGGGAAGAUGAAUACAGAUUUACAAAAUUGCUUCAGAUUGCUGGAAUUAGUCCACAUGGUAAUGCUUUAGGAGCAUCAAUGCAGCAACAAAUAAAUCAACAAAUACCUCAGGAAAAACGAGGAGGUGAAGUAUUGGAUUCUUCCCAUGAUGAUAUAAAACUUGAAAAGAGUAAUAUUUUGCUACUUGGACCAACUGGGUCAGGUAAAACUCUGCUGGCACAAACUCUAGCUAAAUGUCUUGAUGUCCCCUUUGCUAUCUGUGACUGUACAACUUUGACUCAAGCUGGAUAUGUAGGUGAAGAUAUUGAAUCUGUGAUUGCCAAACUGCUCCAAGAUGCCAAUUAUAAUGUAGAAAAAGCACAACAAGGAAUUGUCUUUCUGGAUGAAGUAGAUAAGAUUGGCAGUGUGCCAGGCAUUCAUCAGUUACGGGAUGUAGGUGGAGAAGGCGUUCAGCAAGGCUUAUUAAAACUAUUAGAAGGCACAAUAGUCAACGUUCCAGAAAAGAAUUCACGCAAGCUACGUGGAGAAACGGUACAAGUUGAUACAACAAACAUUCUGUUUGUUGCAUCAGGUGCUUUCAAUGGUUUAGACAGAAUCAUCAGCAGGAGAAAAAAUGAAAAGUAUCUUGGAUUUGGAACACCGUCUAAUCUGGGAAAAGGCAGAAGGGCUGCAGCUGCUGCAGACCUGGCCAAUCGAAGUGGAGAAUCAAAUACUCACCAAGAUAUUGAAGAAAAAGAUCGACUGUUACGUCAUGUGGAAGCCAGAGAUCUCAUUGAAUUUGGCAUGAUUCCUGAGUUUGUGGGACGGUUGCCUGUGGUAGUUCCUUUGCACAGCCUUGAUGAAAAAACACUUGUACAAAUACUAACUGAGCCACGUAAUGCCGUUAUUCCUCAGUACCAGGCUUUAUUCAGCAUGGACAAGUGUGAACUGAAUGUUACUGAGGAUGCUUUGAAAGCUAUAGCCAGAUUGGCACUAGAACGAAAGACAGGUGCACGAGGCCUUCGGUCCAUAAUGGAAAAGCUGUUAUUAGAACCAAUGUUUGAAGUUCCUAAUUCUGAUAUUGUAUGUGUGGAGGUUGACAAAGAAGUGGUAGAAGGAAAAAAGGAACCAGGUUAUAUCCGAGCUCCAGCGAAAGAAUCAUCUGAAGAGGAAUAUGACUCUGGAGUUGAAGAAGAAGGAUGGCCUCGCCAAGCAGAUGCUGCAAACAGCUAAAUUCUCAGACUUCUGUCCUGUAUAUAAAGCUUUUCCUUCCUUUGUUUAGGAUCAUAACUGUCUACAGUCUGACAUUAAAAGCAUUGGAUCUAUUUUGGAUAUCAUACAUGGUCAGAAACCUUUAGGAUAAAAAUCAGAUCAUGUAUAUUAUGUAACAUCACAUUGAUUUAUACAGAGGACAUUAUGUGGACUUAAUGACACAAUGUUAAGAGAAAAAUGUACAUUAUUUUGGUUGUUUUUAAAAAAUAUGCUUUAACAAAAUUCUUAGUUCUUUUAAGCAAUGCAGGUAUUUGCAAUAACUGGAUUUUACAAUAAUGUUACUCUACAAAUGGGAAAAUAAAUUCUCUAAAAAUUGAAGUUUGGGAAUCUUAAGUUUAACUUUUUUCUACCCAUAUUUGUUUCCCCAAAACUUGAGAACUUCAUUCAUCUUAAAAAUUGGAACAGGAAGUUUCCAAGUAGUUAAAAUUUUCAUGGAAAAAGUACCCUGGAGAAAUUUUGAUGAUUUAGUUAGCUGUAUUCUUAGCCCUAAUGCAUGACACUAAUUUCCCAAUUGGUACUUUCAACAGGCCAUUACCUUGCUGACGGUCUGAUUUGCCAUAUCAGUACCACAAAUGAGCAGACAGGAUUGAAGUAUGCCUUGAAUCUUCAGGAAAAGUCUGUACAUCUAAUUCUAAAAGUAGCAUGCAACAUCAGUCAUGUAACAGCCAUAUGCUGAACUAAAUAAAAAUCCUAUUACUGUGCACUUACCUGAAAUACUUAACUAGUUUCGUUUUGUUUGGUGCUGGAUAUUUCUUUGGCUUCAUAGAACAUUAAAGUCUGUUUUGCUAUCACAGAAAUUAAUGUGUUCACACUAAAAUAAAAGUUUCUAACUGUCAUUGUAUAACAAACAAAUUUGGAGGACAAAAAUAAAAAUUAUUGGAUUCUAUAAACACUAAAAUAUUUGGCACUUUUUAAAUUAUUUUCUUUCCUUCUAUAGUGUUGAUACCAGCCUAUAUCAUUCAUUUAGUUCAGCCUAUUUGAAAUAGUUUAAAUCAGAGUACAUUCAGAUAUUUUUCUUUUUUGGUUUUCAAAAUUGAGUUUGCCUCUUAUUCCCUUGUUCUUAGGAAAAGAACCUUAAGGUAUUAGCAAAUUCUAAAUCCUAUUGAUGAUGACUUGGACUUUCUAUGAUGUCAUGAGAGAGGUGAGAUAGCUUCUGUCUCUGUAAGAUGGAGAUAGGACCAGAAAUGAAUUUUUUCAGUGUUUAAGACUGGCUGCUAACAGUAUGGAACAAAAACAGGUAUUCUUCUUAGUCUCCCUAGUAAUGGUUAAAGUUCUUCUCAGAAGGAACUUGUAACUGUUCAUUAUCUUUUAUUGCAUCAUUUUCCUUUUUGUAGAGUGAAAAUUGAUGUAACUUCUAAAUAUAUUAAGGGUAAUCUUCCAGAAAUGGACUGGGAGACAUUUUAGUCACGAUGACUUAGAUUUGGUUUUGGAAGUUGUUAACAAAGCAUAAUUGAUGUUUUUAAAUCAAACAUAACUGAGUAUAACUACAAUUUGUAUCUUGAAACUUCUUUUGCCAUUUGAAUAAAACUAAAGGACUGAAUGAAAGCCAGUGUGGUAUAUGUGCAUAAUGCAGUGCCAUUUUUAGAAGGAUUCACAUGUCACGAGCUACUUUGUUCUAAUGAUUGGUUAAUCCUUGGCACUUUUAUAUUCCUCUAAUAAAUUCUGAUUGUAGAUUCCAUAGA
This is a messenger RNA of Condylura cristata (star-nosed mole), 3806 nucleotides long. It is a transcript of the gene CLPX, whose product is annotated as caseinolytic mitochondrial matrix peptidase chaperone subunit. The transcript has 14 exons. The record is from RefSeq and is a predicted model, not a curated record. NCBI's taxonomy places the organism in Eukaryota, Metazoa, Chordata, Mammalia, Eulipotyphla, Talpidae. Gene Ontology annotation, biological process: protein catabolic process; proteolysis; protein folding. Gene Ontology annotation, cellular component: mitochondrial matrix. Bases 184 to 2085 code for a protein of 633 amino acids. Gene Ontology annotation, molecular function: ATP binding; protein dimerization activity; ATP-dependent protein folding chaperone.